AUGCUGGCGUGCGUUUAUCCGGCGGAGAACUUCAAAUCGAAGGCCGUGACGGUGAAGCUCCGUCACGGAAGAUCGAGGAAGAAGCCGAAGCUUCUGUCUGUGAAGGAGAAACCGACGAAUCCGAGGCAACAGGAUGCCAACGACAACCCUAAGAGCGAGAACGAGUUACCAGUGGGCGGGGGUGGUGCUGUGCUGGUGCUCAGCGAGCUUGAAAGCAUGGCAGCCAGGCAACAGCGGGAAAUUGCCCAGCAAAGGCGCCUCCUGGAGCAGAGAGAGGCCCGUCUAGCCGUGCUUCGAGGCGCACAGGAUCCAGCACAGCAGGACAAACUCGCCAGAUUGAGGCACAGGCUGGACCAACAACAAAGCAAGCUGAAUCGGCUGCGAUUGCUCAGGUCGCAGACCGACCAGUCACGUGCCAAGAACGCCACGCUGACCUCGGACCUGGACUGCAUAAGGGCGUUGUUCAACGAGAAAGAGAAGGAGCUCUCUUUGGCGGUGGCGAAGGUCGAGGAGCUAACGCGACAACUCGAGGAGCUCAGGGGCAGGCAGAACGGUGCUGGGACCGGAAGUGGAGGCGGUGGCGCCGGUGGCGUCGGUGGUGGAGGCGUUGGCGGCGCCGGCGGCGGACACUUGUCGACGCCAGCCAGCGCUGAACUGGAAAAGCUCAGGAGGGAGCUCAUGUACCGUAACAAGAUGAACGAGCAACAGAACCAGGUGGUGUCUCAGCAACGAUUGGCCCUGGCGCAGCGACAAGCGGAGAUGGCGUCGAUCGACGCCAGGAUAGCACAGCUACAGGGUCGUCUUCAGCGUAAGAGGGCCUUGAACCAACGAUUGAGCCAGCAGUUAGGCUCUGGUAACCGUACGAACGUGAACACCGGCUUCGCCGAGUCGAAAUUGGACUUCAACGCUGGUGGAAAGUCGAGACCGGCUGGGAAUAUAGCAGCGAUCGAGCCUUACUCUCACAUACCGAACGACAACGACUUCAAUUUGAAUAAGAACGACCCUAAGUAUCAGACACUGCCGUACAAUACUAAAUUCACGGUGAAUUUCAAGGCUGCCGAGGACGAUGUUAAUAAGAAUAAGAUUCAACACUCUGCCAGUGCUUCGCAGCUGGGUCAGAGGGCGGCGUUUCAACAAUUUGGUCAUCAAAUAGCUCAUAGCCAGUCGCAGUCGCAUAUACAAGGUCAAUCUCAAUUGCUGGGUACGAAUCAACAGCAGCAGCAACAGCAGCACAAUCAGAACGUUUCCAAUCAGCCUGUGAACCUUCAGCAAACCUGCAACAACAACAACAAUAAUAACAACAACAACAACAACAACAGCAACAGUACGAACAACAACAAUCUGAUCAGCUCGUCACACAACUUCAGCCCGGAAGGUUUAUCUCAGAACCUUCGAAUCCAUCAUCAACAGCAGUCUCAAACGCAACAACAGCAACACGGGAACGUUCAACAGAAACAGCACAACGUAGGCUCGUCGGCGUCUAAUCUUGGCACGACAACAGUGUCUAUUACACAAACGCAGAACCACAGAAACCUCCAGACUCAUCAGAAACCAGUGUCGAGCGUUGCGCCAAGUUUCUCCGUCAAGUCUCAGAUCUAUCAGACAUCGUCCACGAAGAUUCACCCUGUGAUGCCGCAGACGUUGAGCCUGAUAGGUCGUGGACACAACAACGGUCAGAAUUUCGUCGGUUUGACCAGUCAAAAUUCUAAUCAACAAUCGAACCAAUCUAUCCCCUGUAAUCAAACGUCGAACCAAGAUCAGACGUACAGUUCUUCAAGGCACAAUUAUCCUGGAAUGCAACACUCCGCGCAGUCGAACACCCACGUGUCGUCUUCUUCCGUCUAUCAAACGCAGAAUUCACCUAAUCCUCCAUCUACCAUUCACACCUCGUCCAGCGGGAGCAGCUUUGGAAAUUCGGUACAGAGGUACGGUCAGAAUCAGCCGUUGACCAGUCCAACGUCCAGCAGCGAACAAUCCGAGAAGAUGAAGUUCGAGCAGGGGAAAAAUCAAGAGAAGUUCGACCACACGUUGCCAGUUAAGCACGAACAGCAGAGGUACGAGGCUAAUCAGGUGUUCAAGUACGAUCCUCAUCAGAUGAAAUACGAGCAUUCCAAGUACGAUCAGCAUGGAAAAUACGAACAGUCGAACAAGCACGAACAGAGUGUGGUAAAUCAGAGUAACAAGUAUGACAACGUGUCGAAGAUAGAGCAGGGAAAGUACGAGACAAGUCAGAAUAAGCACGAUCAAAUUCACGGGAACAAAUACGAUCCUAAUCAGAAUACACAGCAGUACGGUAAGCAUGAUCAGCACGAGGUGAGACCGUGCGCGAAGUACGAUCACAACGCGGGAUUCAAACACGACGGGACGAAUAAGUACGACAACGGAGGACAACAAUUCAAGCAGGAACAAGUGAAGUUCGAGAAUAAUCAGAAUAAGUUCGAGCAGAGUUCCGUGACGAAGCACGAACAUAAUGGAAAGUUCGAGAUCCCGGCGAAGACCGCUGAGAAACCGUUCGAGUUCGACAGGGUGAAGAACGAGAACGAGAGAAAGAGCCUGGGAGAGGACAAAACGAAGCCGGCUCUCCCUCCGAAACCGAGCAAGCCUAAUCCACCGCCGCGAUUGACUCAUCACGAGAAGGUGGACAACGCUAACGAUGGAAUCGGGGACUGCAAGAACAAUUUGGGGAUCGGUGCAAGAGCAGAGAAAGAAGAGGACGCGCCACCGAUUCCAACGUCAGAACCUCCAGAGUCACCCACGGAAACGCAGUUCGGAAAUCAUCAGAUCAUCAAAGCUAGACCUCUGACACUGAAGAAAGCUCCAAUCUCCGAACAGCCGAAACUCCGUUACGCCAAAUCUAAUGUCCACGUGUCGAUAAACCGGCGGAUUGAGAUGCCACCUGCUUUUCUAUUCCCCGAGACGGAGAUACCAGCUGACCUGAUGCAAACGGAACAGCAACAACAAACGCAAUCUCAACAACAACAGCCGCAGAUCAUCGACACAACGGACAACUGUAAGAAGAUCAUAAACGAGGACGUGAUUAGCAAUGAGAAAUUAGAGGAAGCGGAUAUAAUCGACGCGUUGAACGUGAUUAAUAUCGAGGACAAGGCGAAAGCGAAAGAAUCGGAGAGAAGGGGUGAAUUAGAGGCGGAUGGAAAGAACAACGAGGUAAUGAGGAGGAAAAAAGGGAACUUGAAGAGCAGUACAGGAAAGGCUAAUCUAUCCAGACGAGUUUCUUUCGAUCCUCUUGCUCUACUGUUGGACGCUAGCCUCGAAGGUGAAUUGGAAUUGGUGAAGAAGACAGCUAAAGAGGUGGCGAAUCCGAGUUCAGCGAACGACGAGGGUAUCACUGCUCUUCAUAACGCAAUCUGCGCUGGUCACUUGGAGAUUGUCAAGUUUCUCGUCGAGUUUGGCUGCGACGUGAACGCUCAGGAUAGCGACGGAUGGACACCGUUGCACUGCGCCGCCAGUUGCAAUAAUCUAUCGAUGGUGAGAUUCCUAGUGGAACACGGAGCUUGCAUAUUCGCCACCACUCUCUCUGAUCACGAAACUGCCGCGGAGAAGUGCGAAGAGGACGAGGAAGGUUUCGAUGGUUGCUCAGAAUAUUUAUACAGUGUCCAAGAGAAGCUUGGCAUCAUGAACAAUGGACAGGUGUACGCGGUGUUCGACUACGAGGCGCAACACAGUGACGAACUCACCCUGAAGAACGGCGAUUCUUUGGUUGUUCUUCGAAAAGGUGACGACAACGAGAGGGAGUGGUGGUGGAGCAAACUGGGACACAAGGAAGGCUACGUACCUCGGAAUUUACUUGGCCUGUAUCCAAGAGUGCAACCGGCGAAGGUGGACUGAAGCACGCGUCUCGUCCGGCGAACUCGUAAUAUCCGAUGAUUCAUUACCACAGUAUUCGAUUCGCAGCUUUAUCUCGUUAAGUAUCAUAGUUGCAUCGUCGAUCGUUAUCUUAAUUUAAAUCGCGUCCCAUUGUCAUCCGAACGAACCGAACAGAGAACGUUCUAUAUAGUUUUUUAUGUUUCCUUUCCUCUUCGUUCCUUUUUCCUUCUUUCUUCCUUUCUUUCUUUUAGUUUUUCUUCUCUCUCUCCUUUUCUCCCUUAAUUGUAAUGCGAAACACAAGGAAACACACACCGCCUAACAAAGCCCGGAUCAUGGGUGAUGGUCGCUGAUCGUUCACGCGACUUCACGAACAAUUACAGUUUGGUAAAUUAAGUAGCAGGGGAACCGGAGAAAACGAAACAUGAAAUGUGAGAUGUAACGCGCGCGAGAAGUUUCGUUGUGCUUCUCUUACCUUUCCAGGCUAUGAUCUGUUUCUUUUUCUUUCUUUUUUGUUAUUUAAACGAGAAAAAAGGAGGCAAAACGAUAUAAUAAUCGAUGGGAGAAAAGAAGAAAAAGAAAAAAAAACAAACGCUUUUUUGUUAGCCAGUUGUUCCUUUGACCAGACACAGUACAAAAAGAAGAAGAAGAAGAAGAAGAGAAAAAAAUAACUGAAAUUUCAGUCUCUUUGCCCGUGAUUCCGCUUUUAGCCUGACGCAAUUCCACACACAGCUGGAACGUUUUUGUUUUUAAUA
Messenger RNA from Habropoda laboriosa, 4577 nucleotides. RefSeq names its product apoptotic enhancer 1 protein (gene ASPP). Lineage: Eukaryota; Metazoa; Arthropoda; Insecta; Hymenoptera; Apidae. The record is from RefSeq and is a predicted model, not a curated record. The coding region runs from base 1 to 3846 and encodes 1281 amino acids. Gene Ontology annotation, biological process: regulation of apoptotic process. Gene Ontology annotation, cellular component: nucleus. Gene Ontology annotation, molecular function: p53 binding. The transcript is spliced from 10 exons.